AUGGCUGCAUCCCUUCAAGCUGUUCGUGAGGCUGCCCUCGAUGGCCGCAUGCACAACGUAGUCACUCGUCGGACCCAGCUGGAGGCCCUUCAGCAAACACUGCUUGACAACACCGAUACCAUUCAGGAUGCCAUCUGCGCUGACACUGGUUAUGUCGCUCCCGAGGCCGCUGCGGAGUAUCUCCUCACACUCAACACCCUAAAGGAGUACCAUCAGUCUUUGGACAUUGACCGCGCACUCCAAGACGAGUAUGCCAUUGCGAGAGGAGAGGAUGCUGCUAGUCGACGGGACCCCGUGGGGAUUGUAUACAUUGUUCCGACGAGCUACACAGUCUUCUACUCGGUCCUAGUCGCCGUCGCCGGCGCGCUCACUGCUGGCAAUUGCAUCGUUAUUGAAUUGCCCAAUUCUCUUCGAGCCCUUCCUGUCUUGAUCAAGAAGCUCCUAGAGUCGUCGCUUGAUCGCAGUAUUAUCGCAUUUGUCCCGACUCCAGCAAAGGACGAGGAUCUCGGACCGCAACACAUGCGGCUUCAGCAAGAUGAUCACCUACCUGGUAAGGUAGUAGCUGUCGUGGAUCGCACAGCAAACAUCAACAAAGCAGCUGAAGCACUCGUAGCGGCCGGGUUCAGCUUCGGUGGCCAGUCGCCCUACGCGCCCGACCUAGUACUUGUGAACGAAUACAUCAAGGAGCCGUUUCUGAUGGCCCUGGUGCAAGCGAGUGUGUCCUUUUCACCGAGCGCGAGUGCAAUAGAAGGGGACGACAGCCGGUCGGAAAAGACAGACCAAGACGAGAAAGGCGGACUACGGGUAGUAUCAUCCCUGGGCAGGGGAAAAAUCAUGGAAGCAGACCAACUUGAUCCUGAGGCGCUGCCGGACAAGACUACGAGCGGCCGGUUGCUUGUGCAUACUGUGCGCUCGUUGGAUCAUGCCAUCGACUUGUCAAACCUGGUCGGAAGCCUCCAGGCGUCGUACGUCUUCGCUCACGAGAAGUCUGCCAAAUAUUUGACGCAGUUCAUUAACGCGCGUGUCUCAUUUGUUAACCACAUUCCUGUCGAAGUCCUGGUGGGACCCUCGGCCCCCGAACAAGUGGCCUUUGACCGAUCAAUGCGAUAUCCCACCACUUUCUUCUCCGUUCCUCGCCCGCAUUUCAUCAGCCCUACUCGGCUGUCGCAGUCAGUCACAGAUAUUCUACGUGCCAAAUCGUCCUCGGCCUUGCAGAGUACACUGGUCUUGCGGUCGAGGGAACUGGUCUCCAGAACUCAGCGGCCCUUGGGUGGAGGCGUAGGGUUCUUCGAGCAGGGCAUUUUGACAGGGCUGGGUUUGUUCUCAAUCUCAAUGCUCGCGGGUGUGAGUGCUCUGGGAUAUUGGACGUGGAGCAUAGUGGCAAGGCAUGGAUCUCGAGUGUAG
This is a messenger RNA of Penicillium digitatum Pd1, 1404 nucleotides long. RefSeq names its product putative PutA family dehydrogenase. Gene Ontology annotation, molecular function: oxidoreductase activity, acting on the aldehyde or oxo group of donors, NAD or NADP as acceptor. The record is from RefSeq and is a predicted model, not a curated record. NCBI's taxonomy places the organism in Eukaryota, Fungi, Ascomycota, Eurotiomycetes, Eurotiales, Aspergillaceae.